Messenger RNA from Abrus precatorius (Indian licorice), 1688 nucleotides. RefSeq lists its product as uncharacterized. Gene Ontology annotation, molecular function: kinase activity; ATP binding. Lineage: Eukaryota; Viridiplantae; Streptophyta; Magnoliopsida; Fabales; Fabaceae. The record is from RefSeq and is a predicted model, not a curated record. The transcript has 9 exons. Bases 1 to 1653 code for a protein of 550 amino acids.
AUGGGUGGACUGUUGUCGUUCCCAAUCGUGCGCCCAUCUUCUUUCAGGAUCAUAUCUGACUGUGACGCUGAACUGAUAUUACAACUCUAUCACUUGUUUUCAGAUAGUUUCGUUGGCAAACUUGUCAAGUUCGCUCCACAUCUCGCCGUCCCCUUCGCGGGUUUCAUUGGCUUAGUUACCGCCUCACGUUACCGGCGGCCAGCGUCCACGGUGGUGCGAGACCAGAGGGUCAAUAUUCCUUACAUUAGGACAGAAUCUGCCCGUGGUAGAAGGAUCGAAAUCUUCUCACACUAUGUUGCAAGGCAGAUAGGAUUUGACGAUGCUAGCGAGGUUCCAUAUCUCUGCAAAUUGGCCCAAGACUAUUUGAGAAAAUCCGAAGGGUGCGAUGAAAGCAUCUAUGAGUAUCUCUCCAACGCCAAUGAGGAUACUGAUUCUCUAUAUGUGAAAUUGGUUGAUGAGUUUGAGAGAUGCAUUCUCAAUUAUUUUGCAUUUCACUGGAACCAAGCUUCAUCUGUCAUUAGUCAGGUUUUGAAUAUUGAGUCUCAGCAGAGAACAAGGCUGAAAGAAAUUAUGUUGGCAGCUACAAGGAAAGAGAGAUUUGGGACAGUAACCAAGAAUCUAAAGAUGACAAGGAUGUUUUCUACAUUGGUGGAAGAGAUUAAAGCAAUAAAAGGUGACUCACAAUCUAAAGACGUCAUGGUCCCCAUGGCCCACUGUGAGAGGAACCCAGUGCUGCUGCUUAUGGGGGGUGGCAUGGGAGCUGGAAAGAGCACUGUUCUUAAAGACAUUCUUAACGAACCAUUUUGGUUAGAAGCAGUUACAAACGCUGUGGUUGUUGAAGCAGAUGCUUUUAAGGAGAGUGACGUCAUAUAUAGAGCCCUUAGCUCCAGGGGUCACCACGAUGACAUGCUCCAAACUGCUGAAUUGGUGCAUCAAUCUUCCACUGAUGCUGCAUCAUCUCUGCUAGUGACAGCUCUAAAUGAAGGUCGAGACGUGAUCAUGGACGGUACCUUAUCAUGGGAACCUUUUGUGGAGCAGACAAUUGCUAUGGCAAGAAAUGUUCACAAGCAUAGGUACCGAAUGGGGGUAGGGUAUAAAGUAACCGACGAUGGGACAGUUAUUGAAGAUUACUGGGAGCAAGUAAUAGAGCCAGAAAAAGGACAUCAAUCAGAGAAAAAUGGUAAGGGAGAACCACAAACUCGAAAGCCUUACAGAAUUGAGCUAGUUGGUGUGGUUUGUGAUGGCUAUCUUGCAGUCGUUAGGGGCAUUAGGAGAGCUAUUAUGACAGGGAGGGCAGUGAGGGUGAGUUCACAAUUGAAAUCUCACAAAAGAUUUGCUGAUGCAUUUCCAAGAUAUUGCAAACUUGUUGAUAAUGCCAGGCUCUAUUGCACAAAUGCUGUUGGUCAUCCAAAGAAGCUCAUAGGGAGGAAGGAUUGUUAUCACGAUCUACUGGUGGAUCCGGAAGAUAUCGAAUGCUUGGAAACGAUAGGCAGUUUGAAUGCUGAAGCUGAUUCCAUAUUCGAACUUCACAAGGAACCUAGCCCUAUAAUGCAACCUGGUUCUGUUUGGACUGAAAUUGUUCAAUCACCUUCAAGAUCAAGGGAUCAGGAAGAAUUGAGGGAAUCCAUUAAGAAAAUAGAGAAAAUCCAUUAGAAAAAUGUAACCAAUAUUGUUGCGCAAUUAUUGCA